AUUAACGAGCUGUUGAUUUAUCGUGAAGCUUAAGUUUUGCGACUAACCAUCAUCCUCUUGAGGUAAACCGGAGGCACAAAACGCUAUAGUGGAAAUGCAGAAAGCGGUACACAAAAACUUCUGCAUUGUAUCGCGACUGGAGCUUUUCCUACACUAAGAGUUACAUUCGACCUGGUUCUAACGGAUGUUAAUUACUUGUUUCCACCUUGUUGAUUCGUAACGUUCCUGUUCCUAGUUGGUCGCGUGAUGACCACGAUUGAAACUCUUUUCGCUUUGUCAACCAAGCACGAGAGACGAGAUCUCCAGAUUCGGAGAACCUCAUUACCUUUUCGAACUAGUACGAAACGAACCUUGUCGAUGAAACAUCGUUGUCGGUGAAGCAUCGUUCGCGAGAUUCACAACUCAGUUUAAAUCGUAAAAUACAGUUUAACAUGAAUACCGGCGUGAUACCGUUUCUAUUGAUAUGUCUCUGCUUGAAAGUUACAUUGGCAAAUCGGACAUCGUUUUAUACGCAGGAAGUUUAUUGUUUGAGCGAACUACCAAUGAGUGAAUUAAUUCAAAUAAAGUCCUCACUCGCGGAUGAAGAAGAUGUUGUCGAGGAAGAUGUACAAGCCGAAGAGAUAUCGAGUAGAACAUUUUCGUCAUCAUUGCCCGUUGCACAGCCCUUGAAAAGAAUGAACAAAAAGCCAAUGAGACGUUACGAAGAUUAUCACGAAGAUAAGGGGAAAGAUACGAAAAUUUCAAAGAUAUUCCAAUUGUCAGUCACAGCGCUUUCGUUUCUUGCUUUCGGUGGCUAUUUGCUUACUCUUAUAAUAACAGCAAUUCGUCAAAACGCAAUGGGAAACACGGGCAAUGGAAACGUUAUAGUGCUCUCAAACCUGCAGGGUUUGCAAAACUAUAAUCGUCCAAAAAGAAACUCCCUUAUGCACGAUGCGGCAGAGAACGAUUCCGAAAUCGAGAAGCUGUACCAAGGAAUGAUCCUGCUGUCAAAAUCUUAUACAAUGUACAAUAUUAACUGAUGAUGCUUUGAAUGGAUCUAAAAGUAGAAAUACAAGACUUACGUUCGCCACUAUCGAUGGAUAUCGCUAGACUUUUGCUAGAAAAUCACGGAUAGUAGAAUCUCGGAUAGUUGAAAACGUAAGUUUCGUAUUCGAGGAUCGAUCUGAUCGAUUCACACGAGAAUAUAAGAGAUUCGUGGUAAAAAUUUCUGAUCGUGAUUGACGGACUCAAUUAGGGGUUCGCUUAUCAUGAUUCGCCGGACUCUUGAAAAUCCUAAAACCUAAUAAAAUCGAAUAGAGGAUCACGGUGUGUACAUAUCCCGAAGAAUAUUCUUAGCAUGUGGGUAGAGGCUGCUUCAAACAUGGCUCUUCAAAUAAACACCUAAGUGACUGUAUACUCCGAAAGUCUGCAUGCAAAGAUAACCAUAUGGCUUCCAGAGAUAUCAUCAGCCAUACGUCUCUAUGCUAUUAUUCCUCAGACAUGUAUAACCCGAAUAGCGUCUAUUUCUGUUUUUUGGAACUUCAUUUCUAAAAAGAUUACCGAUUACGUUCAAAAUUUUCGUUCUCGUGAUUCCUCAAUGUAAUCGAAUUUAUUUAAUGAUAGCGGUAGGUAACGAUUUACAGUAGUACAUGUGAAAACUAUAAUUUCUAUAAAAAGAUGACCUUAAAGAAUUGUAAUCUGUAUAAUAAA
Bombus huntii is the source of this 1689-nucleotide messenger RNA. RefSeq lists its product as uncharacterized. The record is from RefSeq and is a predicted model, not a curated record. The coding region runs from base 432 to 1019 and encodes 195 amino acids. Lineage: Eukaryota; Metazoa; Arthropoda; Insecta; Hymenoptera; Apidae. The transcript is spliced from 3 exons.